GCGGCCAUGGCCCGGGCGGGCGGCGGCGGCGCAGCAGCUCCCGAACGCGCGGGGGGCGCGGCGCGGCCCGAGCCGUGGGAGCUGUCCCUGGAGGAAGUGCUGAAGGUGUACGAGCAGCCCAUCAACGAGGAGCAGGCCUGGGCGGUGUGCUUCCAGGGCUGCCGCGGGCUGCGGGGCGAGCCGGGCGGCGUGCGGCGCAUCCGGGACACGGCAGACAUCCUCCUGCGUAGGGACGGCUCGGUUGGCGCGCGGCUGGAGCCCGAGCCUUCGACCAUGGUGGUCCCACCCGCCAACUCAGAAGCCCAGAUGGUGCAGUCACUGGGCUUUGCCAUCUACCGUGCGCUGGACUGGGGGUUAGACGAGAAUGAGGAGCGAGAGCUCAGCCCGCAGCUGGAGAGGCUCAUCGACCUCAUGGCCAACAGCGACUGUGAAGACAGCAGCUGCGGGGCAGCAGAUGAGGGCUACGGGGGUCCAGAAGAGGAGGAGGAGGCUGAGGGCGGCCCCCGAGCUGUGCGCACCUUUGCUCAGGCCAUGCGGCUGUGUGCCUCACGCCUGACGGAUCCCCACGGUGCGCAGGCCCACUACCAGGCAGUGUGCCGAGCUCUCUUUGUGGAGACGCUUGAGCUCCGUGCCUUCUUGGCCCGGGUGAGGGAGGCCAAAGAGAUGCUGCAGAAGCUAGGAGAGGAUGAGCCACGGGUAGAGAAGCCGCUGGCCGAGCUCGACCACCUGGGACACACAGACUGGGCCCGGCUGUGGGUCCAGCUCAUGCGGGAGCUCCGUCACGGGGUGAAGCUGAAGAAGGUGCAAGAGAAGGAGUUCAACCCCCUGCCCACCGAGUUCCAGCUCACGCCCUUCGAGAUGCUGAUGCAGGAUAUCCGUGCCAGGAACUAUAAGCUGCGAAAGGUCAUGGUCGAUGGCGACAUCCCUCCCCGAGUGAAGAAAGACGCCCAUGAGCUCAUCCUGGACUUCAUCCGUUCACGGCCUCCACUGAAGCAGGUCUCAGAGAGACGGCUUCGCCCUGUGCCACAGAAGCAAAGAACACUGCACGAGAAGAUCCUGGAGGAAAUCAAACAGGAGCGGAGGCUUCGUCCAGUAGGGGCCGAGCACUUGGGAGCCCGUGGGUUUGGUUCUCUGCCCUGCAUCCUCAACGCCUGCUCCGGGGACAUCAAGUCCACUUCCUGCAUCAACCUGUCUGUCACAGAUGCUGGGAGUGGGAGUCAGCGCCCACGGCCCCGGGUCCUGCUGAAAGCCCCGACCUUAGCAGAGAUGGAAGAGAUGAGCACGCCUGAGGAAGAAGAGUCCCCAUGUGGUGAGGUGGCGCUGAAGCGGGACCGCUCUUUUUCGGAACACGACCUGGCCCAGCUUCGGAGUGAGAUGGGAUCUGGCCUUCAGUCAGCCACUCAGCCCCCAGGAGGGACAGAGCCUCCUCGGGUCAGAGCAGGCAGCAUGCACUCCUGGAGGCCCAGCACCCGAGACCAGGGUCUCUGUUCUGUGAGUGGCCAGUCUCAGCCUCACCCCAGCAACUUGAGCUCAGCGGAUGGACCUGAGGCUUCUGCACCAGAUGCCAGACAUCUAUGGCUGGAGUUCAGCCAUCCUGUGGAGAGCCUGGCUCUGACUGUAGAAGAGGUGGUAGAUGUGCGGAGGGUGCUGGUGAAGGCAGAGAUGGAGAAGUUUCUGCAGGACAAGGAGCUCUUCAGCAGCCUUAAGAGGGGGAAGAUUUGUUGCUGCUGCCGAACCAAGUUUCCCCUAUUUUCCUGGCCACCUACCUGUCUCUUCUGCAAGAGAGCCGUGUGCACUUCCUGUAGCGUAAAGAUGAAGAUGCCUUCCAAGAAGCAUGGACACAUCCCUGUGUACACACUUGGUUUCGAGAGUCUCCAGAGGGUGCCAACUACCAAAGCCUCGCCAGCACUGAGGAGAGACGCCUUCCAAUGCCUGCAGGGACCGAAGUGGCGGAGCGUGGAGGAGGAGUUCCCCCACAUCUAUGCCCACGGCUGUGUCCUCAAGGACGUCUGCAGUGACUGCACCAGCUUUGUGGCUGACGUAGUGUGCUCCAGCCGCAAGAGCGUGGAUGUCCUCAAUGCCACGCCACGGCGCAGCCGCCAGACGCAGUCCCUCUAUGUCCCCAACACCAGGACUCUCAACUUCCAAUGACUGUUUGAUGGCCUCCCUGCACCCCACCCUGGAACACAGCUGCCAUCAGCCCCCCUCGCGCAUGUACAUAUAUACAUAUAUAGAUACAUUUAUAAUAUAUAUAUGGCCUAUAUUUAU
Molecule: messenger RNA, 2268 nt
Organism: Rattus norvegicus (Norway rat)
Lineage: Eukaryota; Metazoa; Chordata; Mammalia; Rodentia; Muridae
Gene: Spire2
Product: spire-type actin nucleation factor 2
Exons: 15
Coding region: 7-2151 (714 amino acids)
Biological process (GO): formin-nucleated actin cable assembly; establishment of meiotic spindle localization; vesicle-mediated transport
Cellular component (GO): plasma membrane; cell cortex; cytoplasmic vesicle membrane
Molecular function (GO): actin binding
Source: RefSeq, marked provisional